CACACAAGAGAAGCUGUGAUCCAGGCUCAGCAGGCUGUAUCUCACAUGAGAGGCUUAGAUACGGCUGUGCUGGCCGCUCCCAGUGUUUGGGGCUCUGGAGAUGGUGAGGGAAGCGCCUGUGGCCCUCAGUGAUGUGAGGAGAGGAGCAGGAGCCAUGUCUGGGUGUACUAACAUGGCCGCCGGAGGUGUAGGGGGCGGGGCUAGUGCUGACUGACCAGUGUGCCGGGCGGGGCCAGCCCUGUGACGUCACACCGCAAAGCAUGCUGGGAGAGGAAAACUCCAGGAACCUGAGGGAAAGAGGAAGUUCUGCUGGAAACGUCCUGUAAAGAGGCUCUGAUGUCCGGACAGCGGGAGGGAGAGCCCCGGCCUGAGGAGGAGCAGGUUCCUGUGAUAUAGGAUUGUCCGAUGACAUCAUCAGUACCAGAUAAUGGAUGGAGACGGGGACAAGAUGGCGGAGAGGAUAUUAGAUCUUACCCUAGAGAUACUCCUCCUGCUUACUGGAGAGGAUUACUCCAUGGUGAAGAAGACGUCUAGUAAUCUGAUACAUGAGAAGAACAAUGAGAAGAUCCUAGAAGUCGUCCACAAGAUGAUGGAGCUGCUGACUGGAGAGGUUCCUAUAAGGUGUCAGGAUGUCGCUGUCUAUUUCUCCAUGGAGGAGUGGGAGUAUUUAGAAGGACACAAGGGUCUGUACAAGGAGGUCAAGAUGGAGGAGGACCAGCCCCUCACAUCUCCAGAGAGAUCCAGUCAGAGGACAACACCAGAGAGAUGUCCGCGUCCUCUUCUUCCACAGGACAGUCAGGUAAUGGAGAUGUCUCCUCCUCUGUAGGAGGACGCCUUGUUUUAUCCAGUACUAUUCUAGGUUUAUAC
Molecule: messenger RNA, 867 nt
Organism: Bufo bufo (common toad)
Lineage: Eukaryota; Metazoa; Chordata; Amphibia; Anura; Bufonidae
Product: gastrula zinc finger protein XlCGF53.1-like
Exons: 5
Coding region: 428-826 (132 amino acids)
Biological process (GO): regulation of DNA-templated transcription
Source: RefSeq, a predicted model, not a curated record